CCUUACUCUGCCUCAGGCUCAACGUGGGCUCCAGACACAGAAUCAACUCAGCUGGAGGAACAUCAGCUCUCAGGCUGCCAACCGGAUGGGAGCCUCCUCCAAAGCACCUGCCAGGUUCCCGUGAGCCUUCACCAGCGCUGGCCUUGAUGCCCUGGGCAGUUCCCAAGGGGCGAAAGGCCAGUUCUGCUCGGAGAAUUUUGCACAGAUGAACAGAGGACAAGUCAGCACCUGAAGACGCUCUGGGAGGUCUUAUUAUAGGAGGAGGCCCAGGUGGUGACACUUUCAAGAAAUGACUUCAAUUUCCUAACAUCAAAGCCCAACAGAAUUCAGAAUUCUGGUCACCCUGACCCUAACCCAAUGCCCAGACCUCAAAAGGAAAAGAAGAAACCUGCAGCCCAACCCGGCCAUUCUUGUUUCCUCCUCGCCCGGAGCGGAUAUCACCCCCCUGUCACUCAGAAAGAAGGCUCACUGGGCUCAGGCAGGGGAGAGUGGAGACUGACGGACGCGCUGUCCAAUCAGAAGCCCCCGUGCUGAGCGCUGACCAAUCCUGAGUGCAGCCAGCGAGCAGGAGGCGGACUUCCGCAAACAAGUUGGAAUUUAUUUCUCCGCGGUCCGCGGUUCCACUCAGAUUCCUGCAGUUGGACUCCAGGCUUCACUCCAUGCCCGGGAUCCCGGGUGGCUCUGCCAUGCAGGGGCCGAAGCUCCCCAGGGCAGACUUGGCUGCUGGGCACCAGGAGACGGAGCCUUUGACAUUUGGGGAUGUGGCUAUUGAUUUCUCUGAGGAGGAAUGGGAAUGCCUGGAUCCUGCCCAGCAGAAUUUAUAUAGAGAAGUGAUUUUGGAGACCUACAGUAACCUGGUCUUUGUGGCCAUGACUUCUCAUCAUCCUCAAGAAAUUUUACCAGCGCAGGGAAUAAAAGAGAGAGAGGGAAGAUAUGGAAAGAGUGACCUUGACUAUUUACAACUAAGAAAACAAUGGGAAAAUAUAGCGAAGACCUACGAAUGUGAAGAAUGCAACAUACUGAAGAACUUCAUUCAACAUCACAGUGUUCAUACAGGAGAUAUGCCAUGUAAAGAAUGUGAAAAAACUUCAAAUAAAAGCUCCAAUCUUAUUUGUCACCAGUGGACAUACACUGGAGAGAUGCCCCACAUAUGUAAACAAUUUUGUGAAGCUUUCAGUCAAAAACCAAGCCUUAAAAAUCACCAGAGAAUUCAUAUUGGAGAGAAGCCCUACAAAUGUAAAGUGUGCGGCAAAAGUUUUAACGCAAAUUCACAUCUUGAUCGCCACAACAGGAUUCAUACUGGAGAGAAGCCUUACAAAUGUAAAGUGUGUGACAAGCGUUUUAAUCAAUCAUCAUCACUUACUCAGCACCAGCGAAUCCACACUGGAGAGAAGCCCUACAGCUGUAAAGAAUGUGGCAAAGCUUUUAAUAGCAUCUCACACCAUAAUUAUCACAAAAGGAUUCAUACUGGAGAGAAGCCUUACAAAUGUACAGAAUGUGGCAGAGCUUUUAAUAGCGUCUCACACCAUAAUUAUCACAAGAGGAUUCAUACUGGAGAGAAGCCCUACAAAUGUGAAGAGUGUGGCAAAGCAUUUAAUAGCAUCUCACAGCAUAAUUAUCACAAAAGGAUUCAUACUGGAGAGAAGCCUUACAAAUGUAGAGAGUGUGGCAAAGCUUUUAAUAAAUUUUCAAAACUUAGUUGCCACACGAGGAUUCAUACUGGAGAGAAGCCCUACAAAUGUGAAGAGUGUGGCAAAACUUUUAGUCAAAAAACAUCACUUACUCAGCACCAGCGAAUCCACACUGGAGAGAAGCCCUACAAAUGUGAAGAGUGUGGCAAAGCUUUUAAUAGCAUCUCACAGCAUAAUUAUCACAAAAGGAUUCACACUGGAGAGAAGCCCUACAAAUGUGAAGAGUGUGGCAAAGCUUUUAAUACCAUCUCACAUCUUAGUUGCCACAAGAGGAUUCAUACUGGAGAGAAGCCCUACAACUGUAAAGUGUGUGACAAGCGUUUUAGUCAAAAAACAUCACUUACUCAGCACCAGCGAAUCCACACUGGAGAGAAGCCCUACAGCUGUAAAGAAUGUGGCAAAGCUUUUAAUAGCAUCUCACACCGUAAUUAUCACAAAAGGAUUCAUACUGGAGAGAAGCCUUACAAAUGUACAGAAUGUGGCAGAGCUUUUAAUAGCGUCUCACACCAUAAUUAUCACAAGAGGAUUCAUACUGGAGAGAAGCCCUACAACUGUGAAGAGUGUGGCAAAACUUUUACUCAAAAAACAUCACUUACUCAGCACCAGCGAAUCCACACUGGAGAGAAGCCCUACAAAUGUAGAGAAUGUGGCAAAGCUUUUAGUAAAUUUUCAUAUCUUAGUUGCCACAAGAGGAUUCAUACUGGAGAGAAGCCCUACAAAUGUGAAGAGUGUGGCAAAACUUUUAAUCAAUCAUCAUCACUUACUCGGCACCAGCGAAUCCACACUGGAGAGAAGCCCUACAAAUGUGAAGAGUGUGGCAAAGCUUUUGAUAACGUCUCACGUCUUAGUUGCCACAAGAGGAUUCAUACUGGUGAGAAGCCGUACAAAUGUGAAGAAUGUGGCAGGGAUUUUUAUCAAAAAUCAUCACUUACUCAACACCAGAAAACCCAUCCUAGAGAGAAGUCCUAUAAAUGUGAAGAAUGGCAAAGCUUUUAAAAUUGAAGAUCACAUCUUAGUAACAUUAUAGAAUUUAUACUGGAGAGAAGUUUUACAAGGAAAACAUUGCAUCAGUGUCUUUAACGAUGAAUCAACCCUUAUUUCACAGUAGUUCAACACUAUUUCACACCAGAGAGAUGAUAGCACAGAAAUUAUACAAGUGUAAAAUAGGUGUCAGAGUCUCCAACAGUUGUUCACACCCUACUCAACACCUCAGAAUUCAUACAAGUAAGAGGACAUGUGGAAAAACUUUUGCAAAGCUUUUGGCCAUUGAUCAAACAUUUUUGAAACACUGGAGGAUUUAUACCAUAUAGAAACCCAGAGAAUGUGUCCAAGACUGUAUUCAAAUUUCAGACAUUUUUCAGUUUCUUACCUCAUACCUGUAGAAAAUGUGGUAUACCAUUUGUCCAAAGUAUGUACCAUAGAUAACAGCAAAAUAUUUACAAAAACACCUUGACAAGUAUAAAAAUUUGUAGUAAAUUUCUUAUCUAUAGCCCAUCCCUUGAAGUAUUUGGGACCUAGGAGGGAAAAAAUCAUUUAAAUGUAGAAAAUGGGUUAUUGCUUUUGACAUUUGCUGAAAAUUUUCUUAACAUCUUUAACUGAUAUUUCCUUAUUUCUACAAUACAAAUACAGAAUAGUGCAUCCCUAAAAGGAUAUAAUUUUACUGUAAAUCAACAAUUACUAAAUAUUCUCAUUUUUCACAGCUGGAGAAAACAUGAUUCUCAUUGUUGAUUAUUACAGAAGUCUCUUAAUGUUUAUAUGAAAUUUUAAAUUUUUAGUUUUUAUUUUUGUACUUAAACUUAGGGACACUUAAUCAGUAAACUGCAUCCCCAGAUUUUUUUUCAUUUUUAUUUAGAGAUAGGGUUUGCUAAGUUGUUUAGGGCCUCACCAAGGUAUGGAGCCUGGCUUUUAACUUUCAAAGCUUCUCACGUCCCUAGGGUCACAGGCAUGGACCACCAUGCCCAUUUUACAAAGCAUUUUUACUUAUAUUUGCCUUACGGAUGCAAUUUGUUACUAAAUAAAGUGAAUUUCUUAAUGUUAACCUUGUCAUGCAUUUAAUGACAUUAUUAGGUCACAUACCUCCCAAUAUUCACUUUGCUAAUGGAUCAAAUAUAGCAAAACAUUCUAUUGGGUAAAUAAUGCUAUAUCGUCUCCAUGGAUUAUUUCAUAUGUUUAAUCAAGUUUUAUUUGAGGAAUAUUUAUGUAGAUUAUAUACUGUUGUUUGUAAUUAUGCAAAAAUUAAGGUACAGGAAGGACCUAGGAAUACUAAAAUGAUGCCCAGAUAUCCCUAGUUUGAAUUACAACUUUAACAUUUCACCUUGUACAGUUGCAGUACUCCCUAAGGGAUCUACAAAUCUGGAGAGUUAUACAAGCUCCCAAUCAGGGAGAUGAGAAAGACCCAGAGAGUAGAAGCCAACAUGCAUAUUCAGGUAGAAAAAGGAGGGUUACAGAAGGGGGAAAUAGUCUCAUUGUUUCCUGGGGAAAACCCUGGUCCAAAGGCCCAUCCUGAUUUUUGGACUGAAGAAACCUUGCAGUUGCUCAUGAAUUCUAUGAGAGUCAUCACUGAGGAGACUGUACUGACCUCAAAUGUUGGAAAAACAUCACAAUAUAGGACCUCCCCUUUAGUCUUCGAUACCCAGUAGAAAAGUGUAACCAGAUACAUGUAAAAUGACUGUAAAAAUAAAAAGACAUGUGGGGGCAUAAAUGCUCCUAUAGUAUUUUUCAUUUCAUUGGAUUUUGUAGACCAUUUUCGUUCUACUUACUUACAAUGUAACGUUUGUUAUACUUAUUGGAUUAUACGAUAGAUAGCAUGUGUCAUGGUCUCCCAGACCCCUCUGCAACCAGUGAUUAUAAGAUACUAUAAACUAACCCUGUCCCUCCUCAGAUCUUACAGCUCCAGGAGCCCAUGACACCAAAGAGAGAGAGACACAAUUUUGAUUGAAAUAAACCUCCAGACUCUCAUCUACAAGUCCUGUUCAAAAAGUAAAAACACAAUAUUCUCUGCAUAUGUCUUUGGGUCAAGAAAACACCAUCCAAAAACGUUUCAUUUAACUUUAUUUGGAAAAAUAAAUAUUGAAAUGAUAAAUUCUAGGAGAAUAAUAUUGACACCAUUCUUUAUUCCAAGAGGUAAAUCUCUAGGUUUCAUGCUUAUCUCCAUGCCAUGUUAUUUUACACAGAACUGGCUUCAUUUUACAUGUGAGAGUUAACUAUUAUUAGGCCCAGAGGGAAGAUUCAGUACUAGAGGUCUAAGGAAAAUACUAAAGAUCUUCCCUUUGCAUGUGCCUUUAUGAGUCUGCAUAUCCUUUAUGAAACAGCUAAAGAUUGCCGAUUUCUCAAUACAUCUGGCUCAGUCAUUGGAACCCCAAUUUAUUUGGUCAUCUCAAGGCUAUCACUCCCUCCUUGGGAUCUUACCUGUUCUCGACAGUGCUCUUCAGGGGAUCACUAGGACAUGCAAGCCGUUUCUAACUUGUAUUUAUUCAGCCGCACUUUAAAUACAAGUUAGAACAAGACUUCAGACUCUCACCUGUGGAGAGGAUGCUCUGCCCAGGACUUCCCAGUCAGGACCCUGAAAAGCUGUUUGGGACUUUCCAGUACAUAGGUUCAGUGUUGGGGUUUUCCUAGUCUGGCAAUACAGUUGCCUGUGUCUGUUACUUUUGCUUUCUCUUGCUUUCAUAGUAUUACUCAAAGAAACACUGUCUGGUGUGAAGAGAGUGUCGUCCUUAUCUAUUGGACCUGACCUGCCAAGUUGAGCAACUGCCCACAUACUGAAUGUCACAAACACAUAUAUGUGUUAUCUGAUCAGUAACUAGUGUAUCUUUCAACUGCAUGAUUUUUUAUUGCAUGCGGGAGGAAAUUGAGAAUGCUUUCUUGAGUGCAUACAGCACUAUUAAUAGUAUUCAUAACACUGCUAUGUAAUGUUUUCUCUCUAAUCAACUUGUAAGUAUUGUUCUUGUGCUGCUUUGUAAAACAAAUAGAAAAGAGUUGCAAACCAAAAAUUUUGUGAUAAUAGAUAGUUGCACAGACUGACUUGGGCAACUCUAUUUACCAAUGUUUGUUAUUUUGUAUGGGCUCAAGGUACUUUUCUUUAACCUUAAUGACAUUAGCAUUUAUUGAAGAGUUUUUAACUCACAAAACUUCUCUGUAUACAAACUUUCCCUCAUCAUUUUUAAAGUUUCUUAUUUUUAGGUAUACAUGACAGUAGAGCAAAUUUUGACAUAUUACACAUACAUGGAGUAAAACAUUUUAGUUAGCAUUCCAUUCUUGAGGUGUACAUGGUGUGAACCUUCACUGGUGAUGUGUUUGUAUGUAAACAUAGAAAAGUUGUGUCUGAUUCAUUCUACUGUCAUUUCUAUUCCUAUUUCCCUUUUCUUCCCUUCGUUCCAACUUUGUCUAAUCUAGUGAAUUUCUAUUCUCUCCCCCACCGUUGAGUGGUUUAACAUCCAUAUAUAUAUAUAAUAUAUAUAUAUAUAUAAUUAUAUUAUAUGUAAUGUCUGUUUCAUUCUACUAUCCUUCCUAUCCCCAUAUCCCCUCCCCUCCCUGCACUCCUCUCUACUUAUUCUAAAGUAACUAUUCUUCCCCACCCCUCAUUGUGAGUUAGCAUCCACUUAUCAGAGAUAACAUUUGGCGUGUGUGUUGGCUUAUUUCACUUAGCAUGAUAUUCUCCAACUCCAUCCAUUUACCACCAAAUGGCAUAGUUUCAUUCAUCUUUAAGGUUAAAUAAUAUUCCCUUGGUGGGGGGAAUAUAUAUAAUCACAUUUUGUUAUCCAUUCAUCUGUUGAAGGAAACCUAGGUUGGUUCUAGGGUUUAGCUGUUGUGAAUUGUGCUGCUGUAAACCUUGGUGUGGCUGUGUCCCUGUAGUAUGCCGUUUUUAAGUCCUUUGGGUAUAGUCCGAGGACAGGGCUAGCUGGGACAAAUGGUGGUUCCAUUGUGGUUUUGCAAGGAGUCUCCAUACUGCUUUCCAUGGUGGUUGCACAAAUUUGCAGUCAGUCCCAUGAGCAAUGUGUGAGUGUUCCUUUUCCCCCACAUCCUCACCAACAUUUAUUGUUGCCUGUAUUAAUCUUUGCCAUUCUGACUAAAGUGAGAUAAAAAAAUUAAAGUAAUUUUGAUUUACAUUUUCCUAAUUGCUAGAUGUGUUGAACACUUUUUCAUGUACUUGUUAAUGGAUUAUAUUUCUUCCUGAGAAGUGUCUGUUCAGUUACUUAGCCCAUUUGUUAAUUCAAACAACAACAAACCAAUUAAGUUUUGAGUUCUUUAUAUACCCUAGAGAUUAAUGCUUUAUCUGAGGUAUAUGUGGUAUAGAUUUUAUACAAAUCUGUAGGUUCUCUCUUCACAUUAUUGUUUCUUUUGCUGAGAAGCAGCUUUUUAGGUUGAAUCUAUCCCAUUUAUUGAUUCUUGAUUUUUAAUUCUUGUGCUGUAGGGGUCUUGUUAUGGAUGUCAGAUUAUGGAUUAAUAUUUACCUCAGAUUUUUAAAUGGCAUCCCAAUUUCAUGAAUGUUUCACUUUCAUUGUUUCUCUUACUAUCUUGCCUUAUAGAUCUACAUGUUCUAAAAGGUCAUGAAAUUAUCUAGCUUCACAUGCAUGAUUUUCUGAUGACUGUUAUUUUUCAAUAUGUAGCUUCAGAUUAUUUGAAAUAGAUAUCUACUAUUUCAGACUCUUUAAUUAAAGCACAUACAUGCCUUGUGUAGGAAAUAUUCCAUCAGUAGAUCAACAUUAUAUAUAUAAAAAUAUAUAAAAGCCUGAUUUCAAAUGCAUGCACAUCCACUCCAGAGCUUGGCCCAGAACACUUAUUCUAUAUUAGUUCUACAUUUUAGAACCUCCGUGAAAGCUGUUAUAAAUCCAAAGCCCGAGACACACUCCCCAGACUUUUUUUUUUUUUUUUUAGGGGGGACAAUGAAGUUUGAACUCAGGGACACUCAACCACUGAGCCACAUCCCUCGCCCUAUUUUAUGUAGAGAUAGAGAUUUACUAAGCAGCUCAGUGAGAUCCUUUCACUGAGGCUGGCUCUGAACUCAUGAUCCUCCUUCCUCAGCCUUCCAAGCUGCUGAGAUUACAGGCAUGUGCCACCAUGCCUAGCUCCCCAGAGAGCCUUCCUUAACUGAUUGGAACCCACUUGUUCAGUGUAUUGUGGCCUAAUCCUCACAAUUAGAGAUGAAAUUACUUUCCUCUUUAUUAAAAAUCAGGGCAACUUACACAAAGAUUGGAUUAAACAGCGCCUAGUUACACAGCAAGUCCACAUGAUAAUAAAGGUGUGGUCUGCAAUUCUCCUCUCCAAAGAGCUCUUCUUGGCUCCACAAAGUUAGGAGUAUUCACCAACCCUCUGCCAUGCUCAUUCCAGAAGCCUCCCAGGAGGCGAGUGUAUAUGAGGGACAGCAUUUCAGGUGGCACCUUGAUGAUCAUUGGGCCAUGCCAUGGAUUAAGGCAGAGUCCAUGUCAGAGGCUCAAAACUUUCAUGUGGCUGGUCCAGGAUAGGGGCUGCCUGAGGGGAUACUUUUCCUCCGCCCUUGAUGUGUCUUGCCUAACUGUGUGUAUACUGAAAUACUUGUUCAACGACUUGCACUCUUCCUAUUUUAUGUUUCCCUCUCAUGUGGUUUUGGAGUUCUCAUGCUUUGGCAAUUAUUGUGACUUUUGUCUUCAGUUUUACAACCUCCUUCAGCCCAUCCAUGUGGAAUUUCUGUCUGUGGAUAUUAGUUUUCAUUUUAUAUAUUUCCAUUUAGUCCAAAUUUCCAGUUACCUCUAGAAAGAACAAAUGUUUGAUUCAUUAUCAUGCCUGUACUAACCCUUCACAUGUUGAUAAUGGUGGUGAUUAAGAACUAUCUUCUGAUUUCUACAACUGGAACAUCUUCCAUCGCAAUAUCAGUCAGGAAAACAGACCCUCCUGUAGGAACAUUUGGGUUUCCCCGUAAUGAGAGCUUGGGGUCUGUAGAGAAGUGCAUGGGCUCUCUCGUACCCUGAGGAGGUCCACAGAACAGGGUAGAGGAGAGUGGCUGUGGAGUCUCUAAUCAACACCUCCAGACACCAAGCAGGAAGCAGGUCUGAUUUUAUUGUGUAGUUACCAUGUAUAUGUACUCAGGCAGUGCCUAAGCAAAAUAUAGGCAACCACCAAUGCAAUGUCUGCUAACAGUCCUUGCAGUGAACAAUCAAGGAGUGGGACUGCAACACAUGGCCUUGUGCCCAGAGCUGUGCUGAUGGGGUAAGCAGUUUGCCACUCACACGCCUAGCAUGGGGAGUGGCCUGCCAUGCAGACACCUUUAACCUAUGCCCUGUAUGCAGUACUCCAUGCACUCGUCCCCACAGAGAAGCACCUCUGAGGCUUCUUCUUUCUUGACUUUAAAGAACAAUUUCUCUUCUAGUGGCCUUUCUCAGGAGAUAUUUAAAAUAAUAGUAAUAUAAAUACCUUAGAUUUACAAAAGCAACCCAUGGAUCUCACCUCUACUUCUCACAAAGAGCUGCCAUUCAUUCAGUCAUGUCUUGCCUAGGGUUUGCUCAUCAUGUUACUGGAGGGUGUGUGUUGAAGCAGAGGUGCUGGGUGAUGGUGUUGCCCUCUGAGGUGGCAGUCAUUUCUUCCUAGUGCUCUUCAUAGAUUCCCAGCACACAAAGAGCCACAGGUCAGAGGUUUCUGCCGAGGCUGACAUCAGUCCCAAUCCUACUUGCUUGAAGCAAGUCCAGUCUCAAUUCUCCAUCUCCCUUUUGUCUGUUUUUAUGUUACCGAAUACCAAGGGGACAUGGGGAGGGUUGGCAGUAGUGGUGAAGCUGAGCUCUGUGAUGAGGACAACCGCAAGCUGUAAGUGUGCACUUGAGUUGAUAAGGGUUGAGGAAAUAGGAUCUGUCACCCCUGUGAGCAGGAUGGUGCUCACACUGCAUACGGGAGAAGAGAUGUUUCUUCCUCUCACUUUCACCCUAGAAUGUGCCCACCCAGAGGAUCCAAAUAACCCUAACAUGCAGCAGGGUGUCCUUCUCCUGUAAUUCUCUCUACAUCUGUCCUGACCACCAGCUCGUGUCCACUGCCUGAGCAGUCCUCACUAGAUGGUUGCAACACAGAUGAUGGUGCAUGUAUCACACAGCCUCCCCUGACUUUAGUGACAGCACCAUAUCUAACAUGACUCCUUCCUAGAUCCAGAUACUAGAGGGAGUCUUUACUAUCAGCUCUAACAAACAAAACUUCUGAUUUUUUUUUUUGAAAAUUUCUUUUUCAUGUGUGAUCUGUUUUUUCUCAUCUCCUCACUUGGCCUUUUCUUCCUCUUACCAUAUGUGAAUUCUUCAAAUGUAAUCAAUGUCGGAAAUCUGUUUGAUUCCCUGUGAUUUACACAUCCUUCCACACAGAAUGCCCAAUCAAGCUGGGAGGCAGCUUGAUUUCUCCAGUACAUAAAGGACAUGAGUGCCCAGUACGAUAGGGCAUUCCUGGACCAAGCUGGAAGCAUCACUCCGUAGACCCUUGUUUGAGGGGUGUUUCUCAGAUUACCUCCCUGAUGUCAGAGAGCUUGUGUUAUGUCUCAUGAUCUCCUGGACUAUGUUGUGCCAGGCAUAAUGUGCACAGCUGGGAAGGUACAUAGCUCAGGAUUUCAGUCAUCUAUGAAUCAUUCCCAUUCUCCAGGAUGCUUCUUAACAACAAUGGAACUCAGCAGGCACAUUACUAUAGAUAUCUCUUCACAACACUACCAUGAUAUAUUUACACAAUUUUAAUCAUACUUGAUGCACAUCAUUUAGUGAUGAUUGUGGUUCAAAACUGGAGCUAGUAGAAUCACCAGACUGGGCUUUCUUCUGGCACUACCUGUAUGAAGAUUAGUUCUCCUCAUUAUUUACAUGAUAUAUGUACACAAUUUUAAUCAUAUAUACUUGAUGGUCAUUAUUUAGUGAUAUGAUUGUAGUUCAAAACUGGAGAUUGGUCAUCCUGCAGACUGCUUUCUCCUGGAACUACCUGUAUGAAGAUUAGUUCUCCUUAUGAUUGCAUGAAAUUGUGUCCCUUUCUUUGAAGCAUACUAUCAGGAAAGGGUCUAAAUUUUUCCUGAUACAGUUAUUGAAAUUUACCAUCAGAAAACAAUUUUCCAACAGUUUCAAGGCAAUGAACAAUCCAUCCUUGAGUUCUUGACUAUUACUGCAAAUUCAUGGCACCUGCACACUCCUGUAGGUAUGACUGCAGAUUCCUCAGUCACACCUUAAAUUCAUCCAAUGGCCUUGAGAUGCACGUGAUUAAAACAUGUCAUUUAAUGACUGUUAGAAAACUUGGAUUGUGUAAGAUUCAAAUGUUUAAAACAAAUUAAAGCAGAUUCUGUGUGUCACAGAAAAGUGAUACAAUGCAGUUUUUCAUUUUAAAUACAGUUUUUUCAUUUUGUUGGUGUUGAGACAAGGCAAUUUUAAAACCCUGUUUCUUUCCUUUGUAUACCACAGAUUGAACCCAGGGCACUUAGUCAUUAAACUAUCUCACCAGCCACUUUUCAUAUUGGAGGAAAAUCUUGCUAAGUUACUGAGCUUUGGCAUUGCAAUCCUCUGACUCCUGAGCCAAUGGGAUUGCAGGCAUUCAGCCUCACCUAAAACAAUUUUAAGUUAUUUUUACAUGCUAAUAUAGAUCUAUUUAAGCUUAUACUAUAAAAAAUAUUUUACAUAAGUCAAAUAUUAUACAAAUAAGAAUUGGCAUAUGCCAUUUAUAUAUAGAUCUCACCAAAAAAGACCUAAGGCCUAGUGAUUAAAUGUGAACCCUAAAAUAUUUUGGGGGGUACCAAGGAUUAAACUCGGGGGCACUCAAACAGUGAGCCACAUCCCCACUCCUAUUUUAUAUUUUAUUUAGAGACAGCAUCUCACCAAGUUGCUCAGGGCCUUGCUGUUGCUGGAUUUGAACUCACCAUCCUCCUGUCUUAGCCUCCCAAGGCACUGGGAUUAUAGUUUACAAUUUUAAAAUUUAUAUUCUUUUUUUCUGGACUUACCAUGGGAGAUUGUCUUUUUCUACUGAUUUUUCAUAUUUUACAAAUCUUGUAUGUUUGCACUCAUAUGUUGAGGCUGAAAAAGUUGAUCACAAAGAACCACAAGAGAGAAAAGCUUUUUGUAUCUGUUAGAAGAGACAGUUGGCAAGGAGUGCCGAAAAGCAGUUAAGAGGGUUUUAUAGCCCAUAGUUUGAAUUGUAUAAGUAAUUAUUAGACUGUGGACAUUCUAACAAGAUUUUGCAGGUUUCAAACAACCAAAUGUUAUUUUAGAAGGUAGAAAUUGCACUGAUUUGAUCAAUACACAUGUUCAAUUAAAAUGCUGGAUCCUAUAUGUAGGUACAAAUUAAAAAUUAAACAAUAAUUAACACUUCAACUAGCAAAAAUAAACAAAGAUGGCUGUAAAUACAAACUGUCUCAAUAGCAACCCUAAAUGUUAGUGGCUUAAACACACCAAUCAAAAGACAUAGGCUAGCAGCCUGGAUUAAAAAAAAAAUCCAACAAUAUGCUGCCUCCAGGAGACUCAUUUGAUAGGAAAAGACAGACUAAAGGUGAAAGGUUGGGAAAAACAUUCCACUUACAUGAAUCUUGAAAGCAAGCAGGUCUCCAUACUAAUAUCAAAUAAAGUAGACUCAAGUCAAAGUUAAUCAAAAGAGAUAAAGAAGAACAUUACCUACUGCUCAAGGGAACCAUCACCAACAAGACAUAACAAUCAAAUAUAUAUGCCCCAAACAAUGGUACACCUAUGUUCAAACAAACUCUUCUCAAGUUCAAGAGUCAAACUGACCACAACAUGAUCUUGGGUGACUUUCACACACCUCUCACCACUGGACAGAUCUUCCAAACAAAAGUUGAAUAAGGAAACUAUAGAACUCAAUAACACAAUCAAUAACUUAGACUUAAUUGACAUCUAUAGACUAUAUCAACCAAUAUCAAGUGGAUAAACUUUCUUCUCAGCAGCACAUGGAUUCUUCUCAAAAAUAGACCAUAUAUUAUGCCACAGGGCAACUCUUAGCAAAUACAAAGAAGUAGAGAUACUACCAUGCAUUUUAUCAUAUCAUAAUGGAAUGAAAUUGGAAAUCAAUAAGGACGAAAAUGCUACAGAAUGAACAAUGGGUUACAGAAGACAUCAAGGAGGAGAUUAAAAAAUUCUUAUAAGUGAAAAUACAGACACAACAUAUCGAAAUCUCUGGGACACUAUGACAGCAGCACUAAGAGGAAAAUCCAUUGCAUGGAGUUCAUUCCUUAAUAGAAAGAACUUAAUAGAAAGAUCCAACAAAUAAAUGACCUCACAUUACAUCUCAAAGCCCUAGAAAAAGAAAAAAAAAAUCAGCAGGAAAACAAGAAAAAAAAAAUCAGCUGAAACCAAUGAAACUGAAACAAAAGAAACAAUUGAAAAAAUUUACAAAACUAAAAGUUGGUUCUUUGAAAAAAAAUAAAAUUGACAGACCCUUAGCCAUGCUAACAAAGAGAGAGAAAUCAAAUUACCAGAAGUCAUAAAAAAGGCAAUAUCACAGCAGACACUACAGAAAUACAAAGGAUAAUUAGAAAUUAUUUUGAAACCGUAUACUCUAAUAGCUUAUACUCUGAUAGAAUAGAAGUUAGUGAAGGCAUCAAUAAAUUCCUUAAGUCAUGUGAUCCGCCCAGAUUGAGUCAGGAAGAUAUAACACAACUUAAACAGACCAAUAUCAAGUGAGGAAAUAGAAGAAGCCAUCAGAAGAUUCCCAACCAAGAAAAGCCAAGUACUGGAUGGAUAUGCAGCCAAGUUUUACUAGACCUUUAAAGAAGUAAUACCAAUACUCUUCAGCCUAUUUCUGGCAAUAGAAAAAGAGGGAGUACUUCCAAAUUCAUUCUACGAGGCCAAUAUCACCCUGAUCCCAAAACCAGGCAAAGACACUUCAAAGAAAGAAAACUUCAGACCAAUCUCUCUAAUGAAUAUAAAUGCAAAAAUCCUCAAUAAAAUUCUGGCAAAUCAAAUACAAAAACAUCUCAAAAAUAUCAUGCACCAUGAUCAAGUGGGAUUCAUCCCCAGGAUGCAAGGUUGGUUCAAAAUACAGAAAUCAAUAAAUGUAAUUCAUCACACCAAUAGACUUAAAGAACCAUAUGAUCAUCCCAGUAGAUGCAGAAAAGCAUUUGACAAAAUACAGCACCCCUUCAUGUUCAAAACACUAGAAAAAAUAGGGAUAGCAGGACAUAUCUCAACAUUCUAAAGGCUGUCUACACUACACUAAGCCUCAGGCCGACAUCAUUCUCAAUCGAGAAAAACUGAAGGCAUUCCCUCUAAAUAUUGAACAAGACAGGGAUGCCCUCUCUCACCACUUCUAUUCAAUAUAGUUCUUGAGACACUGGCCAAAGCAAUUAGAUGAAAGAAAUUAAAGGAAAAGUAUAGGAAAAGAAGAACUUAAACUAGCACUAUUUGUUGACAAUUGGAUUCUAUCCCUAGAAGACCCAAAAAAACUACACCAGAAAACUUCUAGAACUAGUAAAUGAAUUCAGCAAAGUAGCAGGAUAUAAAAUAAACACACAUAAAUCAAAGGCAUUUCUGUAUAUCACUGACAAGUCCUCUGAGAAGGAAAUGAGGAAAACUACCCAUUCACAAGAUCCUCAAAAAAAUAGAUAAAUAGAUAAAGUACUUGGGAAUCAACUUAACAAAAGAGGUGAAAGAUCUAUACAAUGAGAACUACAGAACCCUAAAGCAAGAAAUCAAAGAAGACCUUAGAAGAUGAAAAGAUGUACCUUGCUCCUGGAGAAGCAGAAUUAAAAUUAUCAAAAUUACCAUACUAACAAAAUAACUAUACAGGUUCAGUGUAAUUCCAAUAAAAACCCCAAUGACAUUGAUCAUAGAAAUAGAAAAAGCAAUCAUGAAAUUCAUCUGGAAAAAUAAGAGACCCAGAAUAGCUAAAGUAAUUCUAAGCAGGAAGAGCAGAACAGGUGGCAUCACUAUACCAGACCCUAAACUAUAACACAGAGCAAUAGUAAAAAAAAAAAAAAAAAAAAACAGCAUGGUACUGGAACCAAAACAGGAGGGUAGACCAAUGGUACAGAAUAGAGGAAACAGACUGACCCACAAAACUACAAUUAUCUUAUAUUAGACAAUAUAAGAUAAAACUCAGAUGCACAAAACUCAAAGUGGAUCAAGGACCUAGGAAUUAAAGCAGAGACUAUGCAGCUAACAGAAUAAAAAGUAGGCUCUAAUCUUCAUCAUGUGGGGUUAGGCCCCAACUUCCUUAAUAAGAAACCUAUAGCACAAGAAUCAACAAAUGGGAUGGAUUCAAACUAAAAAGUUUUUCUCAGCAAAAUAAUAAUAACAAUAAUUUGUGAGGUGAACAGAAAGCCUACAUCCUAGGAGUGAAUCUUUACCCCUCACACAUCAGAUCAAACACUAAUCUUGAGGGUAUAUAAAGAACUCACCAAGCUAAGCACAAAAAAAAAAAAAAAAAAAAAAAAACCUAGUCAACAAAUGGGCCAAGGACAUGAACAGACACUUCUCAGAAGAGAACAUGAAAUCAAUCAACAAAUAUGAAAAAAUUCCCAUCAUUCUAGCAAUUAGAGAAAUGCAAAUCAAAACUACUCCAAGAUUCAUCUCACUCCAGUCAGAAUGGCAGCUAUUAUGGAGACACACAACAACAAGUGUUGGCAAGAAUGUGGGGGAAACAGAACACUCAUACACUGCUGGUGGGACUGCAAAUUGGUGCAGCUAAUUUGGAAAGCAGUAUGGAGAUUCCCUGGAAAGCUGGGAAUGGAACCACCACUUGACCCAUCUAUUUCUUUUCUUGGACUAUACCCAAAGGACUUAAAAACAGCGUAUUACAGGGACACAGCCACAUCAAUGUUUAUAGCAGCACAAUUCACAAUAGUUAAACUGGGCCAACCUUGCUAUCCUUCAGUGGAUAGAUUAAAAAACUGGCAUUUAUAUAUAGUAGAAUAUUACUCAGCACUAAAAAAGAAUAAAAUCAUGGCAUUUGCUGGUAAAUGGAUGGCGUUGGAAAAGAUAAUGCUAAGUGACAUUAGCCAAUCCCAAAAAAACAAAUGCCAAAUAUUUUCUCUGAUAUAAGGGGGUGACUCACACUGGGGUAGAAAGGGAGAGCAUGGGAGGAUUAGAUUAAUUCUAGAUAGGGAAGAGGGGUGGGGAGGGAAAGGGAGGGGGAAGGCGAUUAGCAAGGACGGUGGAAUAUGCUAGACAUCAUUAUACAAAAUACAUGUAUGAAGAUUUGAAUUUGGUGACAACAUACCUUUCAUAGAGAUAUGAAAAAUUGUGGUAUAUAUGUGUAUUAAGAAUUGUAAUGCAAAAAAGAGUACUUGUUUAAUGGCAUAAAUUAGCGUGAACAUUAUUUAUAUACAGAGAUAUGAGAAAUUGUGCUCUAUAUGUAUAAUAAGGAUUGUAAUGCAUUCCACUAUUGCCAUGUAUUAAAAAAAAUAAAUUUACAAAAAAGAAAGGUAUUGGAACUCCUUGGGGACACUAUAAGCCUACAGGGUAAAAAUUGUAACACCUUGAAAACACAGAGCUGGAAGGGAAGAAGCAUGAACAACAUGAAAAACCAAGCAAGAAUGUGCCCCAAACAAAGAUGCUACAUUAUUAGAACCCAUGGUCAGAACAGCAGGAGAAAUGACAGAAGGAGUGGAGGAGGUACAUAAUUUUCUGUGAAUUAAAGGAUGAUAUAAGAGAGCAAAUAUAGGCAGCAAAGAUCAUUUUGAUAAAGAGAUAAGCAAAUACAGAAAGCAAACGAUUCCUUUAAUAAGGAGAUAGAGAUUCUGAAAAGAACAAACACAAAUCCUUGAAAUGAAGGAAAGAGUAAACCAAUUUAAAAACUCAAUAGGAGGGCUGGGGAUGUGGCUCAAGUGGUAACGCGCUUGCCUGGCAUGUGCAAAGCACUGGGUUUGAUCCUCAGCACAACAUAAAAAUAAAGAUGUUGUGUCAACCGAAAAAUGAAAAAUAAAUAAAAACAAUUUAAAAACUCAAUAGGAAGCAUCUCCAACUGAAUAGAUCACUUUGGAAGACAGGACCUCAGACAUUGAAGGCAAAAUAUAUAACCUUGAAAAAAAAAGUUGACCAUAGUGAAGAUGGUAAGAAACCAUGAGCAGAGGAUGCAUGAAUUAUGGGAUAAUAUGAAGAGUCCAAAUUUUAAAAUUAUUGGGAUAGAGGAAGGCAUAGAGGUCCAAACCAAAGGAAUGAACAAUCUAUUCACUGAAAUAAUAUCAGAAAAAUUUCCCAACAUGAAGAAUGAAUUGGAAAAUCAAAUAAGAGAAGCCUACAGGAUGCCGAAUGUACAAAAUCGCAACAGAUCCACACCAAGGCACAUCAUAAUUAAAAUGCCCAACAUAGAGAAUAAGAGAAUUUUAAAAGCUACAAGAGAAAGUAACCAGAUUACAUAUAGAGGGAAACCAAUUAGGAUCUCUGGUUUCUCAAUGGAGACCUUGAAACCUACAAGAUCCUGCAACAAGAUAUACCAAGCUCUGAAAGAAAUGGAUGGCAUCCAAGAAUCAUCCAGCAAAACUAAAUUUUGAUUAAUAAUUAUAUUUUGAUUUUGAUAUGUUAUCUUUAAGACAAAAUAAAAACCUUCCAUAAUAUAUAAAAAAAAUUACAACUAGAAAGCCUGCACUACAGAACAUCCUUGGCAAAAUAUUCCAUGAGGAGAAAAUGAAAAACAACAAUGAAAGUCAGAAGAGGUAGGUAUUACACUAAAGGAAAAACCUACCAAAGAGAAACCAAGUCAAGAUAAAUGCAAAAAAUAGACAAAAAUAACUGGGAAUACCAAUCAUGUCUCAAUAGUAACCCUGAAUGUUAAUUUCCAAAACUCAGCAAUCAAAAGACAGACUGGCAGAUUGGAUAAAAAAAAGACCCAACAAUAUGCUGCCUUCCAGAGAUUCAUGUCAUAGGAAAAGACAUCCACAGAGUGAAGGUGACAGGUUGGGAAAAAACAUAUCACUUGGGAGCUGGGGUUGUGGCUCAGUGGGAGUACACUAGCCAAGCAUGUGCAAGGCCCUGGGUUCGAUUCUCAGCACCACAUAAAAAUAAUAAAGGUAUUGUGUCCAACUAAAAAAUAAACAGUAAAAAAACAUUCAUCAGGCUGGGGCUCAGGGGUAGAGCGCUCACCUAGCACGUGUCAGGCCCUGGGUUUGAUCCUCAGCACCACAUAAAAAUAAAUAAAGGUAUUGUGUCCAUCUACAACUAAAAAAUGAAUAUUAAAAAACAUACCACUCAGACUGUGGAAGCAAGCAGAGGUUUCCAUCCAAAUCAAGUAAUGUGGACUUCAAGUGAAAAUUAAUCAGAAGGGACAAACAAUAAUAUUUCAUACUCCUCAAGGGAGCCAUACACCAACAAGAGAUAACAAUUAUAAAUAUCAUCCCCUAAAGAAUGGAGCAUCUAUGUUCAUCAUACAAACUCUUCAUCAUUUCAAGAGUCAAAUAGAUCACAAUACAAUAAUUCUAGGUGACUUUAAACAUCUCUGGAUAGAUCUUCCAAACAAAAGCUUACAGAGAAAUUAUAGAACUCAAUAAGACAAUUAAUAUCUUAGAUUUAACAUAUAUAGAAUAUUUCAUCCUUCAACAAGUGAAUGCACAUUCUUCUCAGCAGCACAUGGAUCCUUCUCUAAAAUAGACCAUAUACUUUGCCAUAGGGCAACUCUUAGCAAAUAAAAAGGAGUAGAGAUACUACCCUGCAUUCUAUCAGAUCAUAAUGGAAUGAAAAUAGAAAUCAAUGAUAAGAAUAGAAGUUACUCCAAAAGAUGGAGACUAAAUAAUAUUCUACUGAAUGAACAAUGGAUUGUAGAAGACAUCAAGGAGAAGAUUUAAAAAUUCUUAGAGGUAAGUGAGAACACAGACACAACAUCAAAAUCCUGGGGACACUAUGAGAGUAGUACUAAGAGGAAAAAUUAUUGCAUGGAGUUCAUUCCUUAAGAAAAACCCAACAAAUAAAUUACCUCACACUACAUCUCAAAACCCUAGAAAACAAAGAGCAAAUCAGCAGAAAAAAGCAGAAGGCAAGAAAUUAUUAAAAUCAGAGCCGAAAUCAAUGAAAAUGAAACAAAAGAAACAAUUGAAAAAUUGACAAAACUAGAAGUUGGUUGUUUGAAAAAAUAAAUAAAAUUGACAGACCCAUAGCCAUGCAAACGAAGAGAAGGAGAGAACUCAAAUUACCAGCAUCAUAAUGAAAAAGGCAAUAUCACACAGACACUAGAGAAAUACAGAGGAUAAUUAGAAAUCAUCUUGAAACCUUGUACUCUAAUAAAAUAGAGGACAGUGAAGGCAUUGAUAAAUUCCUAAAGUCAUAUGGCCUGCCCAGAUUGAGUCAGGAAGACAUACACAACUUCAACAGACCAAUAUCAAGUGAGGAAAAAGAAGAAGCCAUCAGAAGAUUGAUAACCAAGAAAAGCCCAGGACCAGAGGGAUAUACAGCCAAAUUUUACAAGACCUAUAAAGAGGAACUAAUACCAAUACUCUUCAAUUUAAUUCAGGAAAUAGAAAAAGAGGGAGUACUUCCAAGCUCAUUCUAUGAGUCCAUAUCACCCUGAAUCCAAAACCAGACAAAGACACCUCAAAGAAGGAAACUUCAGGCCAAUAUCUGUAAUGAUCAUAGAUGCAAAAAAUCCUCAAUAAAAUUCUGGCAAAUCAAAUACAAAAACGUAUCAAAACCAUUGUGCACCACGAUCAAGUGGGAUUCAUCCCAGAGAUGCAAGGUUGGUUCAACAUACAGAAAUCAAUAAGUGUAAUUCAUCACAUCAAUAGACUUAAAGAUAAGAAUCACAUGAUCAUCUCAACAGAUGCAGAAAAAGCAUUUGACAAAAUACAGCACCCCUUCAUGUUCAAAACACUAGAAAAAAUAGGGAUAACAGGAACAUAUCAACAUCAUAAAGGCUAUCUAUGCUAAGCCCCAGGCCAACAUCAUUCUAAAUGGAGAAAAACUGAAGGUAUUCCCUCUAAAAUCUGAACAAGACAGGCAUGCCCUCUCUCACACUUCUAUUCAACAUAGUUCUUGAAACACUGGCCAGGGAAAUUAGAUGAAAGAAAUUAAAGGAAUAACUAUAGGAAAAGAAGAACUUAAACUAGCACUAUUUGCUGAUGAUAUGAUUCUAUACCUAGGAGACCCAAGAAACUAUACCAGAAAAUUUCUAGAACUAGUAAGUGAAUUCAUCAAAGUAGCAGGAUAUAAAAUCAACACCAAUAAAUCAAAGGAAUUUCUGUAUAUCAGUGACAAAGCCUCUGAGAAGGAUAUGAGGUAAACUACCCCAUUCACAAUAUCCUCAAAAAAAAAAAAAAGUAAGAUACUUGGGAAUCAACUUAACAAAAGAGGUAAAAGAUCUACACAAUGAAAACUACAGAACCCUAAAGAGAAAUCAAAGAAGAUGGAAAGGUCUACCUUGCUCAUGGAUAGGCAGAACUAAUAUUAUUAAAAAUGACCACACUACCAGAAGCACUACACAUAUUUAAUGCAAUUCUGAUCAAAAUCCCAAUGGCAUUCCUCAUAGAAAUAGAAAAGUCAAUCAUGAAAUUCAUCUGGAAAAAUAAGAGACCCAGAAUUGCUAAAGCAAUUCUAAGCAGGAAGAGUGAAACAGAUGGCAUUGCUAUACCAGACCUUAAUCUAUACCACAGAGCAAUAGCAUGGUACUGGCAGCAAAACAGGCUGGCAGACCAAAGGUAGAGAAUAGAGGACACAGAGACUAACCCACAAAAUUACAACUACCUUAUAUUAAACAAAGAUGCCAAAAGCAUACACUGGAGAAAGGAAAGCAUCUUCAACAAAUGGUGCUGGGAGAAUUGUAAAUCGAUAUGCAACAAAAUGAAAUUGAAUCCCUAUCUCUCAUCCUGCAAAAAAAGUUAACUCAAAAUGAUCAAGGACCUAGGGAUUAAACCAGAGACUUUGCAGCAAAUAGAAGGAGAAGUAGGCCCUAAUGUUCAUCACAUGAGGCUAGCCCCCAACUUCCUUAAUAAGAUGCCUAUAGCACAAGAAUUAAAACCAAGAAUCAACAAAAGGGAUGGAUUCAAACUAAAAAGUUUUUUCUCAGCAAAGAAAUCAAUGUGUGAGGUGAACACAGAGCCCACAUUCUGAGAGCAAAUUUUUACCCCUCACACUUCAGAUAGAGCUCUAAUCUCUAGGGUAUAUAAAGACUCAAAAAGCCAAGCACCAAAAAUAAAAAUAAAUAAAAAAAUAA
Messenger RNA from Marmota monax (woodchuck), 20747 nucleotides. Its product is annotated as zinc finger protein 724. NCBI's taxonomy places the organism in Eukaryota, Metazoa, Chordata, Mammalia, Rodentia, Sciuridae. Bases 660 to 2687 code for a protein of 675 amino acids. The record is from RefSeq and is a predicted model, not a curated record. Gene Ontology annotation, biological process: regulation of DNA-templated transcription. The transcript has 4 exons.